ACAUGAGAGCUGACAUCUGGGGACAGAAUCUCGCUUUUCUAGUAAAGACAAAAUACUGGAUGGCGGUCAUUUUCUGAGACAGAAUGACCAUUACAACUUGCCAGAAGGUUACCCUGAUAUCAUGCUCUGUUCUUUGUGUGUCUCUCUUCCUGCCCAGGAUGCUUUUACCCAGAGGAAAAAAUGAGAGGGGCCAGUCUGAGGUUGGACCUGGGUUUUACCCUCCUGGGAUGCAUCAGCUGUCAGUGUCAGACGACCCGGAGCGGUGGGAGGUCGAUUCUUCUCGCCCCCUCACACACACCGUUGAAGCCAGGGUUAAAGUUCAAAGUAUUGGGCGGGGCAAGAAAUACAACCUGAUGGCUCAAGUCAUACCCACAUAUGGCUUUGGGAUUCUGCUUUACAUCCUUUAUAUUAUGUAUAAGCUAACAUGCAAGGGAAAGGUGAACAACUCAGGGAUCUAUUCAACAGACAAGACAAAAACCACAUCAAACACAAGUGCUACUGAUUAUGAGCUUGCCAGGCUUCAGGAGAAACUUCUGCAAACAGAAAUGAUGCUAGAGAGGAUCGUCUCAGGGAGGAGUCAUUGUUCUUCAAGUGGCAGAAAGCGAAAGAGCAAAACUUCAACAUCAAAGAAGGAAGAAAAACUCCUGAGGCAACUCCGACAGAUCACACUGCUGAUGCAGGAGGGCCGUUUGGAGGGAGCCUCUCCCGAGAUGGAGGCUGAGGAGGUCCCCUACGGUGCAGAUUGGGAAGGCUAUCCAGAGGAGACUUAUCCAGCGUAUGAUGAGUCCAGUGAUAGACAUAAGUAUGAGACCAUUAAGCUGGAGGAGGAUCCCAGCCAACCCACUGCUGAGGCCCUUGCAGAGAGGAUGGAGCAGGAAGAGGAAGAGAUCAUGGCCAGGAAACUCUCCAUUGUGGAAGAGGAAGAUGAAGAGGAAGAGGAAAAAGAGGCAGAAGAAGAAGAUUUAGACGAGGAAGACGAAGAGGAUGAAUUAGAAGAAGUUGUGGAAGUAGAAGAGGAAGCAGAAGAGGACAAAGAGCUUGAAUAUGUGGAGGAGGAAGAGGAGGAAGAAGAGGAGGAAGAAGAGGAGAAGAAACAGUUGCUCAUUCCUGCUCCUCCUGUUAUUGGCAGAAAGCCGGAAAGAGUCGGUUUGGAGGUGAGCAAAGAGCUGCAACAACACAGGGGAGGGAGGAAGCAAAUAACCUUCAGUGAGAAGAAACACGUGUUCCACUAUCCCAAAGAGGACACCUUCGAGGAAGAGGUGGAGGAAGAGGAGGAGGAAACAGAGGAGGAAACGGAGGAGGAUGUAGAAGCAGAAGAGGAGGAGGAAGCUGACGAUGAUCCUCUGAUGGAGGCAGAAAGCCUGCAGUUUAGUUGUGAAGGCUCUUCAAAUCCAGAGGAACAAGCAGAGGAAGAUGAAGAGGAGUAUUUGUUAACUUUGGCACCGACGGAAGAUGAACAUCUGAUUCCCGCAGACGUCCCAAAAGAGGUCGGACAGAAUGUCCUGAGGAUGAGAAACAGGAGAGAAAGAGAAAGUUUUACAGCAACCUAAGCAACCAAUUAAAUUCUUCAUAAUCCAUCAGUAAAAGGAAGAAGGAACAUGUUACAUACCUAAUUUCUAUUUUGAAAUACUUUCACCUCUGCUUGUUUUUAUGUCACUUAUCACUUAUUUGAAACUUUGUUAAUCCCUUCUUUCACAUAUUUGUCAUGAACAGUAGUAAUGGAGAGCGGAAACGUUGCUGUAAAUUACACUUAUCAGGCAAGUAUCAUCACCAACAGGGAGACUGAGAAACAAAACUCUUGUAAAAAUGCAACACUCUGCUGACAGGUACAAGUGACACAUUUCAGAAACAAGCUUAAUAAAAGGGUAAAACUCACCACAUUGCAUAAGUUUUGAAGCCAACACCCUCAUAACAGAAAAAAGCAAUUCACCACACAUUGCUGACAUCUUGACUGACGUCCCUGCUUUUUUGGGAACAUAAGAUGAAUAUUUGGCUCCCCCUUAUGGUUUGGUUUGACUGAGCAGGGUUGAAUAAGCUGCAACAUGAUGAGCUCCACAGAUUAUCCCAACUCCUCACUGAAAUGAUGUUCCUUCAGGGAAAAACGAUCAACUGUCUUUGCUGAUAAGCAGCAAUAACACCAAAGACAAUGGCUACGACAUAGUGAGAAACAUACAUGAUUUCUCCCCCCCAUCCCCAAGGAAUGACCUAAUUCUCAACGUGGAGGGGUAAUAUUUUUAUAAAUACUAGAAAUGGCUAUUUGUUUGUUUACAUUUUGUUUCUUAAGAAAGACCUGUUUUGUUUGUUUUAGUUUUGUGUCAUGGCUUGCUUUUCAAGUAUUUAGGUUUGUCUACUGACGUUUACAAUUAAAUCUGUAAGUGUCCACCAUC
Messenger RNA from Poecilia reticulata (guppy), 2387 nucleotides. RefSeq names its product RIC3 acetylcholine receptor chaperone a (gene ric3a). The record is from RefSeq and is a predicted model, not a curated record. Lineage: Eukaryota; Metazoa; Chordata; Actinopteri; Cyprinodontiformes; Poeciliidae. Gene Ontology annotation, biological process: synaptic transmission, cholinergic; protein localization to cell surface. Gene Ontology annotation, cellular component: neuronal cell body; intracellular membrane-bounded organelle; neuron projection.